ACCUCGACUUCACGCCUUCUCGUCACCCCGGUUUAAAUAUAGUCAAGCCAAUGUCUUGCUACAACCUAUUCGAUAAAUAUCAAGAAGUAUGCAUCCCUACAACCGUCUACACGAGCCUCCCUCAGCAUGUCUUCCAGGUCAUCUCCCAUCUACACCAGCGCCGCUUCUCCUGCUUAUAACUCAUAUACCCCUUCCCCAUCCUCUUCCUCGGGCAUUCACGGCGACACAUCCUCCUACUCAUCGCGCAAAGCAUGGGUAGACCCUAAAAGCUUAGCCAACUGUGGGGACGCAUCGCAGAUACAGGGCAACGUAUCCCCCUACGUCAAACAACUCGUUCUUAAUGCGUUCAUCGCCUACGGCGCUGGUGACGAGCACUGUUUUGGUCACUCCAUUGCUAAAGCUGUCAAGUUUAUCGAUAUCAGUGUACGGGACAGGCAAGGUCGGAUGGAGGCUACGACUGUUGCAGAAUUCGUCGUCUCAAAGAGCAUGUUGAAUGGCGCGGGGAUACUCCACGGAGGUUGUCUAGCCUUUCUGAUUGACAACUGCUGCAGUACUCCCUUGGUCGCACUAGGACUCAUACGAAACACCAACGGAGUGGGAGUCACUCAAUCUAUGAACGUCAUGUUCCACUCCCCUUCACCAGCUGGAUCGUGCUUGCGUAUCAUCAGCACGUCAGUCGCUAUGGGCGCACGAAUCAUGAGCGCUCGAUGUGAGGUUGUUAAUGAGAAAACGGGCGGUGUAGCCGCUUCAGCGUAUCUUAACAAAAUGCAGCCCAAGAUUUCGAAGCUUUGAUGGAUUUGUUUCUUCUUUGUUGGGGGCUGCUCAGACUCCGACGGUGUAUAUCUGCUUACAUGUACCACAUUAUAGUCAAUAGAUAUUCUAUUCAU
Molecule: messenger RNA, 887 nt
Organism: Suillus paluster
Lineage: Eukaryota; Fungi; Basidiomycota; Agaricomycetes; Boletales; Suillaceae
Product: HotDog domain-containing protein
Exons: 5
Coding region: 127-792 (221 amino acids)
Molecular function (GO): fatty acyl-CoA hydrolase activity
Source: RefSeq, a predicted model, not a curated record